AUGCCCGGCCUGCUGAACCGGUCUACAGGGGCAGCCCUGCCCCUCACUGCAUCCAAUGUCACCUCCUUUGUCAGUGGUUACGCACUGGGCCUGACCGCCUCUCUAACCUAUGGCAACCUGGAAGCUCAGCCCUUCCAGGGCCUCUUUGUAUACCCUCUGGAUGAGGACACCACAGUGAUCGGCUUCGAGGCAGUUAUUGCCAACCGCGUCGUGACAGUACAGAUCAAAGAUAAAGCCAAGCUGGAGAGCAGUCACAUCGACAACAGUCGCGUCCAGUCCUCAACCAUCACAGGAAACAUUAUGCAAGAGGGAGCUACCAUUACCCUCCAUUCCUGCACACCGGGAAAAGUGACUUUGGAUGAGGAUUUGGAACGGAUCCUGUUCGUGGUCAACCUGGGGACCAUUGGCCCCAUGGAGAAUGUGACCAUCUUCGUGAGCACCUCCUCUGAGCUUCCGACACUGCCCAGUGGGGCUGUUCGGGUCCUGCUGCCUGCUGUCUGUGCCCCGAUGGUACCCCAGUUUUGCACUGAGUGUGCUGGGCCCUCCACCCAGCAGUCUCAAAGCAAAGACAAGCCUGGCCUCAGGACUCAGUCCCUAGACUCCUGGAAUAAGUUGGGCCUGGUGAAUCUUCUGGACAUGGAGGUCUCUAACCCGAUGGAGUAUGAGUUCAACUUCCAGCUGGAGAUUCGUGGACCAUGUCUGCUGGCAGGGGUGGAGAGCCCCACCCACGAGAUUCGUGCUGACGCUGCUCCAUCUGCCCGUUCUGCCAAGAGCAUCAUCAUCACCUUGGCCAACAAGCACACCUUUGACCGGUCUGUGGAGAUCCUCAUCCACCCCAGUGAGCCCCACAUGCCACACGUCCUAAUGGAGAAAGGGGACAUGACCCUGGGAGAGUUUGACCAACACUUGAAGGGAAGAACAGAUUUUAUUAGAGGGAUGAAGAAAGACAACAGUGCAGAGCGAAAGACAGAAAUCAUACGGAAACGUCUCCACAAGGACAUUCCCCACCACUCAGUCAUCAUGCUCAACUUCUGUCCUGACCUUCACUCAGUCCAACCGAACCUGAGAAAGACUCACGGGGAGUUCAUCUUCCUCAUUGACAGGAGUGGCAGCAUGAGUGGGACCAACAUCCUCUAUGUCAAGGAUGCCAUGCUGGUAGCUCUCAAGAGCCUCUUGCCAGCCUGUCUCUUCAAUGUCAUUGGGUUUGGAUCCACAUUUAAGACUCUCUUCCCUUCCAGUCAGACCUACAACGAGGAGAACUUGGCUAUAGCGUGCGAUAACAUCCAGAAAAUGCGGGCUGACAUGGGUGGCACCAACAUCCUGGCCCCUCUUAAGUGGAUCAUCCGGCAGCCAGUGCACCAGGGCCACCCACGGCUCCUCUUCGUGAUCACAGAUGGUGCCACCAACAACACCGGGAAGGUGCUGGAACUGGUGCGCAACCAUGCCUUCUCCACCAGAUGCUAUAGCUUUGGAAUUGGACCCAAUGUCUGCCAUAGACUGGUACAAAGGCUGGCCUCUGUGUCUAAGGGCAGUGCUGAGUUCCUGGUAGAGGGAGAGCGGCUACAACCAAAGAUGGUUAAAUCCUUGAAGAAAGCCAUGGCCCCAGUCCUGAGUGAUGUGACUGUGGAGUGGGUCUUCCCUGAGACCACUGAAGUUCUGAUCUCACCUGUCAGCACCAGCUCCCUCUUCCCUGGAGAACGGCUGGUGGGAUAUGGCAUUGUGUGUGAUGCUUCCUUGUACAUCUCCAAUCCCAGAUCUGACAAGAGGCGACGGUACAGCAUGCUGCGUUCACAGGAGUCUGGCAGCUCUGUCUUCUACCAGUCACAGGACGAGGGGCCCAGCCCAGACAGCAGAGACUACACCAAAAGCUUGGGGGCACCCUUCAGCCUGCAGACCAAAAACUCCUGGAAGUCCACCACCAACCCUAAUUUGAUCCUAUCCCAGCGAAGGAGGGCAUACAGCACCAACCAGAUCUCCAACUCUAAGCCCUCUCCAAGGGCUGCCACGGCCAGCGAUCCCACAGCAAUGGCCAGGAAAUACCCACUCCGGAAAGCCAAGCUGCAGGACCUUACCAACCAGACCAGCAAGGAUACCCAGCGGUGGCAGAUCAAUUUAAAGCCCUUGCUGAACAGUGGCCUGGAUCUGAGCCAGGGCCCCAAACUCCAGGGCCCAGGGGCCCGAAGGCCCUCUCUGCUACCCCAAGGCUGCCAGCCCUUCCUGCCCUCAGGCCCUGACUCCCAGACCUGGAGCCCCAUGGGGGAGCUGAAUCCUGGGUCCAGCCUGAAGCCUGCCUCAGAAAGCCGCAGCCCUGGGGACUUGGAGCCGUCCCAUCACCCCUCCUUCGCCUUUGAGACCGAGACAUUCUCGGACUGGGAGCCCCCGGCCGAGUCCCGCAGUCCCACCACCCCAGGCCCCGUGGUAGGCAAGGCCGUGGUCAAAGGUUUGUGCGACAGCCAAAGGCUGCAAUGGGAGGUGAGCUUCGAGCUGGGGCCCCCGGGCCGGGAACCCGACGGCCUGCAGGACGCCGACCUUUGGAGCGAAACCUUCCACCACCUGGCGGCCCGCGCCAUCAUCCGCGACUUCGAGCAGCUGGCAGAACGCGAGAACGAGAUCGAGCAAGGGUCUAGCCGUCGCUACCAGGUGAAUGCUGUGCAUACCAGCAAGGCCUGCAACAUCAUCAGCAAAUACACCACUUUCGUACCUGUGGACAUGAGCCAGAGUCGCUACUUGCCCACCGUGGUGGAGUACCCCAACUCUGGUGCUGCAUUACGGAUGGCCAGCUCGAGGAUCCUGACCCGACAUCUGAGGGGCACCUCUGUCAGCCUUGGACAGUCUCAGAGCAUGCUUGGGGAAGAAUCAGCAGCAGGAGAUGAUCUGGAGGAGAUCCCCACCUCACCCAUCUGCGAAACUACAUGCCCUGGCUGUGAGAAGCACGUGACUUCCAAAGGUCCCCCGAACAGUCAGGCCAUUAACACCCUUUCUUCUGUGAAGACCCCCGAGACUCUCUUCGGAUCCAGACUGAAUCUCCACAAGUCCAGGCUGCUGAUACGUGCAGCCAAGGGCUUCCUGGGCAAGCCACUGAACAAGACUCCAGAGUCCACCUCGGUGAGCCAAAACGUCAACUAUGUGCCUCUGGUAUCUCUGCAGCUGGCCUCUGGAGCCUUCCUGCUCAACCAAGCCUUCUGUGAGACCACCCAAAUCCCCAUGGCAAAGCUCAAGUGGACUUCACCAUUCACCUGCCACCGAGUGUCCCUCACUGCCCGCCAGCCCGAGUCAAAGACCCCCAGUCCCCAGCUGUGCACCAGGUCCUCAUCUCGUCAGUCCUCCUAUGACAGCUUCUCCCCGGAACCCCCUGCCAAAAACAAGCCAGACUUGGAGCUGAGGGCCGUAGCCGAUCACAUGGGGAAGCUGUGGGCCACAGUGGUGGCACUGGCCUGGUUGGAGCACAACUCGGCCGCCUACUUCAUUGAGUGGGAGCUGGUAGCCGCCAAGGCCAGCUCGUGGCUGGAGCAGCAGGAGGUUCCCGAGGGCCGCACGCAGGACACGCUCAAGGCCGCUGCCCGCCAGCUCUUCGUGCUUCUGCGACACUGGGAUGAGAACCUCGAGUUCAACAUGCUCUGCUAUAACCCAAAAUACGUGUAG
This is a messenger RNA of Chrysochloris asiatica (Cape golden mole), 3642 nucleotides long. It is a transcript of the gene VWA5B1, whose product is annotated as von Willebrand factor A domain containing 5B1. The record is from RefSeq and is a predicted model, not a curated record. NCBI's taxonomy places the organism in Eukaryota, Metazoa, Chordata, Mammalia, Afrosoricida, Chrysochloridae. The coding region runs from base 1 to 3642 and encodes 1213 amino acids. The transcript has 21 exons.